GUGAGACUGACCCCGUACGUCUGCCGAACGUCUACACUCAGUGCAGGUGUUGGGUUGCCCUUAUGGCUGGACCUUUGAAAUCUCGAAGCUCAUGGGUGCGGUUAUAUAAAACGGCAGUGCCACUCCCAAAAAACAGUAAAAUACCGUUUCUGCGAAGUGCAAUUUUUAUUGUUCUCAGAUUCUUCUAUAACCACGUGCAAAGUUCGUCAACAUCUGGCCACAUUCGGAUGUCGUUUAUUUGUUCAAAUCCAGUUUCGGGGUAACGAGACCAGUCUGGGAAAAUUAAUAAAGCAACUAACUUGUAAUUGGAGGCAAGAACAAGGUAUUUUACUUUUGUACUAAAGAGAAUAGUUGGUGUGUAAGCACAGAAAAAGAGAUUGGAGAAACAGACUGCGAUGAAGAGGCCUGGACAUCAGUGCCAUUGCGGCCUGUGGACACUACAGUAUAUAUAAUAUAGUAUGUAGUAGAGUACAGUAGUGCUCCGUUCCGUUUGACACCAUGUGCUCAUUUCUAAAGGCUCAAACUGAACAACGGUUGGGCUUUUCUGAAAACUGUUGGGACGCAAACUGCCACCGUUUCCAGUGUUUCCAAAAUACACAACCAUUUGAUUUGGAGUUAUAAAAAAAAGAGAUUGUACAUCGCUCGGAGAAAAGUUUCGGUUAAAUCUAAAUUGCAGUUAAAGGACCCUGUAUGUGCGACCCACCCCCUGCCCUUACAACCAUGAUGCUGUGGAGUUCCCAAGCAGCAGAGGCUGCGCGAAAAAAAGACAUCGUUUCACUGCUUCCACUGCUCCCCGUUACCCUGCGUGCCUGCCGUUGUCCCGGACGCAGUAAAGCGGAGUGCGCGGCCCUCCAGCUGAGGAGGCAAGAAGAGCUCCUCCGCUUCGCUACAACUAGAGUCGCGUCCCGUCAGCGUUAGAAUAUCUAUUUAUGCCGGUCGGCAAAGGCGGCAACUCUUACUCAUUUGUAAAGCGACGCGAAAACACGCAAAACUUCAAUGUAAAACAAGCCCAGAGUGAAUCAUCUCGACCACUUUAGCAGCGAACAAUAUUUAUAAGGUGUAACGAUUUUGCGGGGGACCGUGCGGUGGCGGUGAGCGCACCGCUGAGGCCCGGCCGUAACGCGCUCUAAUCCAACUUUAUUGUUCUCUGGGCGAUUCAACACGGUGACGGCGCUGCUGAAAUGGCGUCGCUGCGACGGGACUCUCGCUCCCACUCGUCUUCAUUCUUCUAGGUACAUUGGCGCGAUCUGUCUGUCUGCGUGGCCCGGAACACCUCGGAGUUGCUGGCCUGGGCUUUCUUCGACAAAACACGUGUUCGGAAGUUUCUCUCUCACUCUAAGUGUUGAGUAAUUCGACUUUCAUCCCUGGGCCGCGCCGAGUCCUCGGACUUUACUGAGGAGGAGGUAGCAGCUCGUCAUGACAGACGCAGUGUUCGCUGUGUGACGGGAGCUGUAUCAUUGGACUGAAGUUAAAUCUCCCCAAAACAGUCUUGUCAGCCUUGUCGUCUGGUCUAAAGGAAUACAAGCAAAGGCAGCUGUCUCAGCUUCACCAGUAUGGCAUCAGUUCCAGUUUACUGCUUGUGCCGACUGCCCUAUGAUGUCACCCGCUUUAUGAUCGAGUGUGACGUCUGUCAAGACUGGUUUCAUGGAAGCUGUGUAGGUGUGGAGGAGGAUAAAGCCACAGACAUUGACCUCUAUCACUGCCCAAACUGUCAGGUCACUCAUGGCCCUUCUGUCAUGCGGAAACGUCGUGGGACCCACAGGCUAUCUGAUGUAGCAGGUGGAGCUAGAGAUGCAAGUCGGCCAAUGAAGACAGGCAGCCCACAGUUUAUCAGGGAACUACGCAGCCGCACUUUUCCCAGUGCAGAGGAUGUCUUGCUGAAGCCGUCUGGAGCCCAGUUGACUGUGGAAUUCUUGGAGGAGCGUUCAUUCAGUGUUCCUGUGCUGGUGCUAAAGAAGGAUGGCCUGGGCAUGAGCUUACCUCCCCCUUCCUUCACUGUGUCUGAUGUGGAGCACUACAUAGGAGGAGACAGAGAGAUUGAUGUGAUCGAUGUUGGCCGUCAAGCAGAUCUGAAGAUGCGCUUGGGAGAGUUUGUGGAAUACUAUAAUAGCCCCAACAGAGAAAGAGUGCUCAAUGUAAUCAGCUUGGAGUUUUCUGAGACAAGAUUGUCCAACCUGGUGGAAACCCCAAAAAUUGUCCGGAAGCUAUCUUGGGUAGAGAAUCUUUGGCCGGAAGAAUCUGCAUUUGAAAGGCCCAAUGUGCAGAAGUAUUGCCUGAUGGGGGUGAAGGACAGCUACACAGACUUUCAUAUUGACUUUGGUGGCACCUCUGUGUGGUACCAUGUUCUUCGGGGUGAGAAGAUCUUCUACCUGAUUAGACCAACCCCUGCUAACCUGGCACUUUUUGAGCGAUGGAGUUCUUCCUCCAACCAAAACGAGCUCUUCUUUGGCGACCAGGUGGACAUGUGUUACAAGUGCUCCAUCAAGCAGGGAAACACACUCUUCAUCCCCACAGGAUGGAUCCAUGCUGUGCUAACCCCAGUUGACUGCUUGGCUUUUGGAGGAAACUUCCUCCACAGUCUGAACAUUGACAUGCAGCUAAGGGCUUACGAGAUAGAAAAGAGACUCAGUACAGCUGACCUAUUUCGUUUCCCCAACUUUGAGACAGUUUGCUGGUAUGUGGGCAAACACCUCCUUGACACAUUUAGAGGUCUAAGGGAGAACCGCAGGCAUCCGGCCAACUACCUUGUUCAUGGCGCCAAGGCUCUCAACAAUGCCUUUCGCAGCUGGACACGCAAGGAGGCACUUCCUGAACAUGAGGAUGAAAUCCCCGAGACCAUAAAGACUCAGCAGCUAGUGAAGGACUUGGCUAAGGAGAUACGUCUGGUGGAGGAUAUCUUUCAGCACAACUUGAGUAAGACAGGGAUGCCUUUUGGACCUCCCCGGGGCUUCUCCACCUCUCUCCCCCAUGCACUGAUGGCAUCAUCUCCAACCCCUGGCCAUCCACUGGGCAGAAAAAAAGUACUAAAGCCAAAGGAGGGAGGAAGCACCCUAGGAGUGCCCAAAAAGAGGGGCAGGAAAGGCAAGGAGUGCCAGGAUAAGGCUGAAGCUGGAGAGCUGGACUUGCUGGAGAUUCACACCAAGCAUACCUUGAAGAAGUUACAUCCUGGAAACAAGAGCAAGGGCAAGCUGGACUUGCCGGUUGCUGGCCUUGAUGAUCUUGAGGGGAAGCUAAAGAAGAGCAAACUAAAACUUGUGCUCACCAAUGGCAAAAUACAGGGGAAGAAGGGGGGUAGAGCUAGCAGUGGUAAUAGAAAGUCCCGAUCCUUAUCCUUGACUGGCCAAUUUAAACCCAUGGAAAGUACCGACAUCUCUAACUUUGACUCGGAGGAUGAGCUGCAAAUUGAUGAGGCCCCACCACCUCGGCGCCGAGCUGCUGCAUCCAGCAAGAAGAGACUGCCUGGUCUUCCCAGGAAACUGCCUCGAGCUAAACCAUGCUCUGACCCACAUCGUGUCCGUGAGCCAGGAGAGGUUGACUUUGAUAUUGAGGAGGACUAUACCACAGAUGAGGAUUCAGUCACCCUGCAGGGAGUGAAGGGCGGUGCUGGAGGCAUCCUGGACCUGUUGAAGGCCAGCAAGCAGGUAGCAGGACUGGACCCUGCUCUCAGUGAGGAAGCACCAGCCUCCCCAAGCACCAGGGAUGCCAUCCAGGGCAUGCUAUCCAUGGCCAAUCCCCCUUCAUCCCCUUCUUCGUCGUCAUCCUCCUCUACCUCACUUCCCCCACCAGCAAGCACAAGAGGUGGGAUGGGGCCAGAGAAGGUGCGGACCAUCCAGAGGCCCGGAAAGCGUCCAGUCAAGCGCCCAGCUCGUCACGUGAGUGAAGAUGAUGAGGAGAGUUUGGAUGAACAGGAAACACUGGGCACCUGUUUUAAAGACUCCGAAUAUGUGUACCCGUCUUUGGAGUCAGAUGAGGAAGAUCCCAGCCUAAAGUCCAAACUAAAGAGGAAGAGAAACUCUGGUGAUACACCAUGGAAUCCCAAAGCUCGUGUCACACCUACCCUGCCCAAACAGGAGCGCCCGGUAAGAGAGGGGGUGAGGGUGGCAUCUGUGGAAACUGGACUGGCAGCCGCCGCCGCUAAGCUAGCACAGCAGAAGCAAAAGAAAACCACCAAGAGAAAGUACACCAAAAAGCAUGUCCCUGCUUCCACACAGUCUGAACACUCUAACCAGGGAGCAGCUUCCCCAGUCUCCCCUCUCCUACUGUCAGACAUACACUGCUAUGAGCCUGGCAUUGCAGUAGAGGUUGAGGAGAGAAAAGUAGAGGCUUACUCAGCAAGUCUUCUGGACCAUGAGUAUACUGCUGGACCUGGUCCCUUUGGUCCUGGGGGUCCUCGGGGCUCAGCUGCUAUGGCUCCAGGGGUCUUCCUCACCUCCAGACGACCUUCCUUGUCACCACAAAACAGCAGCAGUUACUCCCUCUCAUCAUCAUCUCCUUCUGGAGUGGCAAAUACAGGGCCAACUGGAGCAGGGCAAGGGAAACGACCAAAGAAAGGUCUGGCUACUGCCAAGCAGCGACUGGGAAAAAUCCUCAAAAUCCACCGCAAUGGCAAACUCUUGCUGUGAGGCAAGGGAUCGGGGGAAAGGAAUGGGGAACGUGUGAAGGGUGGGUGAAUUGACAUGUUUAAAUAGAGCCACGUAGAGACGCAAAGUGGGAUGGUCCAGUGGAAGAUGGAAACUGUGAUGGGGGAUUAAUCUUCGUAUCAUGCCCCAUUUUAAUUUUCAUCUAUCCCUUUUAGUGUCCUCCUUAGUCUUGAUCAUUCACCUUGUCCAGUAACAAGCAGCUUAUCUCCUGCACUUCUGUCCAUGUUGAUCUGUUUCUCCUUUACAUUCAUGUUGUUGUUCUUCUGUGUCACCUAAUCAAUCAUUUUAUCUUUCUACCUCUCAAAACUUCAGAAGUUCAGAUGCUUUGUGGUUAGUGUUCAAAAGCUCAUUAUUAUUAUUACUAUUAUAGGUAAAGUUGUGGUUGCAAAAUGCAACUUUGGGCUUAUGAAAUGGACAUAUGCACGAACACAAGUCAUUGUAGUGGCAUGGUCACGCAACACACUGCCACUGCCUUCUUAUCUCCUGGUAAACCCAUUCGAACUAACAGUUCAGAGGGGUACUCAUAUGUGUCACAGUUUUGCUAUUUGUUCUGGAGUGAAUAAAAAGCUUGCCAUAUAACUGUGGCAAUGGUGUGACUGUGACCAACAAUGUUUACUAGAGCUGAACAUAAUUGGGACAGGGAGAAUGUAAAUUUUUGUUUGAAUUGUAUAGUUUUGAUUGAAGUCUGUACAUUAGUUUAGCUCCAUUCUUGUGUAGUGUAGGGCUUUAGGGGACUGUUGCGCCAUUGUACACGAUUACCUCUGACUUUCAAGAGAAGCGCCAGCGCGCUCUUGUGGUUGUGCGAUGGAGGCUUUGCACAAAUGGAAGGGAAAUGUGUGAGACCUCUUUACCACCUACUCAGGCAAACAGGUUGUAUUAUAUUACUCCUUUUAUAAUUUGACAAAUAGUAACAUGUAAUUCAGGUAGUGCGUUGAUUUCUAUUUACACAUUAACAUGCGCACUUCUAUUAUAAGUUGUAUCAGCGUUAAAGAAUGACACUUGUCCACUUGUUUAGACUUUGCUUCCUCUCUCCAUGCUAGCUUCUCUCUCUCUAUAUAUCUCUCUUUCUCUCUGUCAUUACUUAUUUAAAAAGCAGUUCUGUGGGUAAGCUUCCCAAAGAGCAGAAUUCCUGCUGUCACAGUGUGGGCAGGGAUUUGAGAGAGGACAGCGGAAUGGGACUGUGCUGGGUAGGAGGAAAUUGUACAGCACAAAACAUAUUUCUUGCUUGUUCCAUUGAGUAGUGUAUGUAAGAAAACACUUGAAUGCAUUCAUACAGCUUGUUUCAGUUACCUUUUUGGGUGCAAGUACACAUUUUGAUGCAUUAAAGUUCAACUCCAACAGUCAAAGGUAGGCUGGAGUGCAUCCCAGUUUUUAUCUAGACCUGCCUUAAUGUGGGCUUGCCGUUGUACCACAUACUGAGUACAAAAUUCUAACUUUAUGGCAUUUGCUAUGUCAAAACUUCACCAGUAAGGGAGAAGGUCAAGUUACAUAUUCUAAUUCAGUAAAAGAAUAGUUAAGUUUUGCUUUGUAGUAAACAUAAGA
Molecule: messenger RNA, 6182 nt
Organism: Scleropages formosus (Asian bonytongue)
Lineage: Eukaryota; Metazoa; Chordata; Actinopteri; Osteoglossiformes; Osteoglossidae
Product: histone lysine demethylase PHF8-like
Exons: 23
Coding region: 1554-4622 (1022 amino acids)
Source: RefSeq, a predicted model, not a curated record